AUGAUUAAAAUUUAUUUUCUAUAUAUUUUUAUUAUUAUUAAUUUUUUCAAUUUUUUUUAUGCAUUUGACACAACAAAGACAGGGACAUCUACUUCUGUAACCCAGGAAACAACUACUAAAAAUUUAUUUUCAACACCAUUAAUACCAUCAAAAAUAAUUCAAAAUGCUUAUGAUUUAGCAAUAAAAAUUGAAAGUUUAUCAAAUGAUAUCACAAAUUAUUUAUCAAAAUUAAAUAAUAAAACUGAAGGUUCAUGCUCAGAUGGUUUAAUAAAAAAUGUUCAACAACUUUAUGGUAAUGUUAAUAAUAUUUUGAGUGAUGUUAAUGAGAAACAAAGAAAUAUAUUAUUAAUGGAAAAAGAUAUUGAAAAUAUUAAAAAUAUUGCUGCAUGUAUGAAAAAUUCUAAUUGUAUACCAUCUCAGACAACAUCUAUUCCAACAAUUUUAUCAACUUUAAAACCAAUUAAUAAUGAAACUUGUGACCAAUUAAAUAAUAAUGGAAUUAUAUCAAAUGGAAAAGAGUAUGAAAAUAUUAAUUGUCAAUGGAAUAUUAAUGUUACAGAAUCAAAAUAUAUAUUAUUAACAAUAAAUUUUUUAUAUUUACAAGGAAAUACUUCAUUAAUUAUAACAGAUAAAUUAUAUGGUAAUCAGACAAUAUAUAAUAAAUCAAUAUAUCAAGAAAUAACUUUAUCAAGUUAUUCUAAUAAUUAUGAAAUAUCAUUAGUAUCAAAUGAUUCAUAUAGUGGUGCUUCAUUUAAAAUAACAUAUAUUACAAAUGAUGUAUGUUAUCAAAAUUAUUGUCAAAAUAAUGGAACAUGUAUAGUAAGACCAGAUAAUACACCAUUAUGUCAAUGUAAAGGAUGUUUUGAUGGUGAUACUUGUACUGAAGCUUUAGAUAGAUGUAAAACAUAUACAAAAUGUUUACAGGAUAAAAAUCCAAGAAAUACAUGUAGUAAUGAAUCAAAUAAUGAUGAUUGUAUUGCAAAAUGUUAUUGUAAUGGAAGUUCCACACCAACAGCAUUUUGUAGAAAUUAA
Messenger RNA from Strongyloides ratti, 1032 nucleotides. Its product is annotated as Epidermal growth factor-like domain and CUB domain-containing protein. NCBI's taxonomy places the organism in Eukaryota, Metazoa, Nematoda, Chromadorea, Rhabditida, Strongyloididae. The transcript is spliced from 2 exons. The coding region runs from base 1 to 1032 and encodes 343 amino acids. The record is from RefSeq and is a predicted model, not a curated record.